GGGAGCUCUGCAUUUGACAAGCUUCGGGUCGCUCCAUCAGGACACAACGUCAGGAUGCGACAUCUGUAGGUACACAUGAGCUUUGAAGCUGAUGGCCGAAGGAGUAGGAAUGCAGAUACGUGCAGAGUUAUCGAAUUGGAAAAGGACGUGAUAGGAUAACGCGAGAGUUUAGAACGCCCAACCCCCAUUUCCUCAUUCCCCCACCAUUCCAUUCUCAACUUUCAUCGCUUCUCUGCCCCGCGUCCGGCAGUUCAAGCUGCUCGCAACACCAAAAUAAAUCUUCACACUUCCUACUCCAGGCCUCCCAACCAAACACCCAAAUAUAUACUACCAGUCAUCAUGCUUCGCCGCCCUGCGACCGUUCUAUCCCUCACUCCAGAGGACAUCGCCGACUACGAAGACCGUGCCGCUGACCGCUUGCGCGCUGCCGAGCUCGAGGCCCGCCAACAAGUCGCCGAAGCCCGCGCCCGCACUCGACACGACACGUCUUCGACAGCAGCCGCUCUCCGCCGGGCUGCUCUCGCCGCCACACCCACCGCUGGGCCUUCAGCGGGACGGUACAACAACAAUGGCGGCGGGAUAGACUUCCACGGCACUAGGGUGCUCACGAGCCCAGCCGAGCACCAAUUCAGCGACGAAGAACAGAGCGACGACUCGGAGGCGGAAACCUCAUACUACGCGAGGGCCCAGUCCCAGGCAGCCCGCGUCAGCUUCAGCCGAGGCCAGGUCUUUGCCGCGCAGCAACCCCAUCUCCUCGAUGACGAUGUGGACGACGAAGAAGAAGAGGAGGAGCUGGGGGAGGCAGAGCUGGAGGAAAUGAGCGAAGGAUCCAUGGACAACCAUCACGCACCCAACCCACGACACCACCACAACCACCACCCCCACCACCGCGAGCAGCACCCCCCACAAGACAACUUCCUUCUCAACGCCCAGGCCGGCCCAGCCGCGCCAGCAGAAACGCCCACCAACCCGCGCGAAACCCGCCACAACCCCAACAACCCCAUGCAACCCCCUCCGAUCCAACAGCGCCGAACCCGCGAACGUACCGCCGACCGCGACACCGCAACGCCCCCAGCCCGCGAAACACGCCGCGGCGGCGGCGGCAACCUGCAUACCCAACCCCCCACCACCAGCACCACCACCACUACCUCAACCACAGAACCACCACCCCCACCCACCCGCGAAACACGCACCCGCGGCCGCGGCACGCGCGGUCCGACCUCCUCCCCGCCACCGACGCGCGCUGCGACGCGGCUGCAUGGCCAGCAGCAGUCGCAGUCGCAGCAGGGUGUAGUUGAUCCGUCGACGGCUGUCACGCCGGCGGGGGCAACAGCGGCGGCGGUGGCGGUGCCGACGGUGCGCGAGACGCGGCAGCGGGGGCAGGGGCUGGGGCAGGUGCAGGGGCAGGCUUCGAUGGCGGGGGGGUUGGGGGUUGUUGGAGCGGGGGUUGGGGGACGGGCUGUUUCUGGGGCGGGGGCUGGAGUCGGGAGUGGUGCUGGGGUAGGGAGUGGUAUGGGGGGUGGUGUGAGGAGUGCUGCGGCGGCGGCCGCGGCGGUUACGCCCGAGGCGCGGGUGCAGCGGAGUCGGGAUGAGAGGAUCGGGGUUGCGGCGCCGAGGAGGGGGCGGUCGCAUCAGUGAUUUCUUUUUAUUAAGGUUAAGGAAGAAAUGGGGGGCUUGUGCGUGUGUGUGG
Molecule: messenger RNA, 1690 nt
Organism: Chaetomium fimeti
Lineage: Eukaryota; Fungi; Ascomycota; Sordariomycetes; Sordariales; Chaetomiaceae
Exons: 1
Coding region: 340-1638 (432 amino acids)
Biological process (GO): anaphase-promoting complex-dependent catabolic process
Cellular component (GO): anaphase-promoting complex
Source: RefSeq, a predicted model, not a curated record